Molecule: messenger RNA, 1329 nt
Organism: Amphimedon queenslandica
Lineage: Eukaryota; Metazoa; Porifera; Demospongiae; Haplosclerida; Niphatidae
Product: 1-acyl-sn-glycerol-3-phosphate acyltransferase delta-like
Exons: 8
Coding region: 24-1178 (384 amino acids)
Cellular component (GO): endomembrane system
Molecular function (GO): 1-acylglycerol-3-phosphate O-acyltransferase activity
Source: RefSeq, a predicted model, not a curated record
CUAUACUCCGUUCACAUUAAAGUAUGGCGUCCCUCAAGGAGCUGCCCAGCUAUGUGAAACGUUUUCCUGUCUUCACUGUUUUCAUGGUGUACGUGUUCUUUACCACUGGGAUUGUGGUUGCGGCCCUCUGUUUGCUGGUGCAGCCUCUUUGGCUCAUAAAUAAGAGUUUAUACAGGAAAGUUGUAACACAAUUGGUUUUCUUUCUUUUUGGAGAGAUGGUAUGGGUUUGUAUUGAUUGGGCCGAUGUCCAGGUCACACUCUUUGGAGAGGAAAGAAUUUAUGAUCAAGAAAUCCACAAGCAAUUUAAUCUUAUGACCCUCAGCCAUCGUGGGGACUUUGAUUGGUUGAUUGGACUCGUCUUUUGCUAUUAUUCGAAUUUUUUACAGACUAUGAGGACACUACCAAAGAAGUCAGUCAAGUACAUCCCUGGGUUUGGUCAGCUUCUUUGGGCUAUGGAAUGUCCUUUUCUGAGUCGCUCCUACCAAAGAGAUGAAGUGAACAUACAGAAAGGACUCAAAGCAUUCGCUGAGUAUCCUUAUCCCGUACAAGUUACCAUAUUCUGUGAGGGUACAAGAUUCACUGAGGAAAAGUUCAAAGAAAGCGUUGAAUAUGCUAAGAAGAAUGGAAUCCAGCCACUUAAGCAUCACUUACUACCCAGGACCAAAGGAUACGCCAUACUUGUCAACUCCCUCAGACAAUAUCCUAAUUUUAAAGUCACAUAUGAUGCCGGCUUUGCUUAUCCAGCUGGUCAGGAGUAUUUGAAUGGAAAGCAGUUUACACUUCGCGAUAUCCUGGCUGGCAGCACGGUAAAGGUUUUCUUUUAUGUGAGGUCUAUCCCAUUAUCUGAUUUGCCAGAGACAAUGGAUGAUUUACAGAAUUUUUGUCAUCAGCUUUAUGUACACAAGGACAACGCCUAUCAAUACUUUGUCGAGAAUGGGACCUAUCCUAACCCCUCCAAACCCAUGGUCUUCACCAAGAGACAGAUCUGGAUACUGAGAUUGAAUAUCUUGUUGUGGUUAUUCGUGACGUCUGUGUGUCCUUCUCUUUGGCUUUUAAAGAUGAUUUCUGCUAAUGCAGCCUGGCUUGGAUUAGUACUAGCAGUGUGCAUCAUAUCUUUGAUAGCCACUGUUGGUUUGUUUACGUAUGCGAGGACAUCCCAAAAGAAGAAAAGGUCCUGAUUGGUCUUAUGAACACACUUCAAUCCCAACACAUGAUGAUUGAUAGUCUUUAAUAAUGAUCCAACGCACCAUAGAUCCUUCAGUAUUAUGAUUAUAGUAGUGCUUCUAUAUUGAUUCUUUAACAUUAUAGUAACUAUUUCAUCUCAUUGCA